AGAGGACAAAAGCUUACAAAUGAAAUGAACAAUAUUAGGGAAAUGAGCUUAGAAAUAAAUAAAAAGUUUAGUUUUAUCAUCUCAAAGUUUUUUUUAAUUAUCAUAUCUAAUACUCCAAGACUUUCUAACAAAAACGAAAUUAAUGAGUAGAAAACAAAACGCAUAAUCAAAAUUAAUCAUCGGAACGGGAAGGGGAGUUUGUGUUGAUAAACUAUAGUUUCUCUUAAUAUUUUCAAAGUUUCUCUAGUGCGGCAUAAUUAUAAUGUACUGUUAGUACUUUAAUCAAUUUGAAAUAAUGGCAGCUGCUAACGAAGACGAGAUAUUAGAAGGUUUUCUGUGUCCUAUAUGCAAAGCGGAUCUAAAAUCUGCUUCGCAACUCACGAGUCACUUCGAGAGUCUGCACCAAGAGGAACAAGACGUCCUUAAAUCCCUGAAGGACAUAUUCGGGAAAGCUAAGAAAAUAAUACUCAACAAUGAUGAUACCGACCUCAAAGAGGCCUUUGAUAAAGCGUUAAAAUUUAACUACCAAGAGGAGGCUUAUUAUUCACAAGAACAAGUAGUAGGUGUGUCUCGCAGUUCUAUGGACUAUUUUAAAGCAGUAAGGUCAGCUAGACUAGAGAGGUAUGCUACAGAGACCAAUAAGUUAUUGAUAAGACUAGACAAAUUAGUGUGCAAUAUGCCAACCGAACCAAAUCAACGAAAACAAUUUGAGCAACAGAUUGUGCCGUGGCUAGAUGGUUCUUCCGUCAAACUCUGUCCUAACUGUGCUAAAGCCUUCAACAUCACAAGAAGAAAACAUCACUGCAGGCUCUGUGGAUCUAUAUUAUGUCACGACUGUUCACUUUUCCUAGACUUAAACAUAGCCCGAGCAAUUGUUGAUCCAUCAGCACCAAUUUCUACAGAAGAACAGGACCAAGAAUCACUGGAGAAGAAUGGUCUCAGGCUAUGUGAACAUUGUUACAAUCUUGUUGAACUAAGAAAACAGGUGCAAGAUAGUAGAAAUGCGAAGACUGUAGUUAUGACUGCCUAUGAACAGAUGAGAAGUUUGAUGGAGCAAGCCAGGCCUGCUGUUGCUAUGUAUGAAAAGAUGUGUCAAAGCCUUUUUGAUGGUGAGACAACGUACAACCUAUCAGACGUGAAUGCGAUGCGUGGUCGCAUUGGCAAGCUGGCCGAGGGUAUAGAUUUACUGAGCAAGCAGAUUGCGGCGCACCCUGUCACUCCCGGUACCCGCCAGGCGCGCCUUCAUUCUGCCAUCAGGCAGGCAGCAGCUCACUAUAUUAAGGAAGAUCUAUUAUCCUUGCGCAAGUUGCCGACUGAAGCGCAGAUAGAGGAUGUGCGCCGGCAGCGGUACGAGCGGGCCGAGAGACAAAUACAGUUGGAGCGACGGAGAUUGGAGGCUGAGGGGCUUCGGGCCAAUGAGACUGCUAGUUCUAGUGGCGUCUCAGUGGCAGAACGAGUCCAUGAUGAUGACGAUGACCCGUUGCUGGAACAGAUGAACAUCAUCCGGGGGUACAUCAAGGAGGCCAGGAAGGAGUUGAGGUUCGAAGAAGUGGCGAUAUUAGAAGCUAAUCUUAAAGAACUGAAGAAAGAAUACCAAUUUCAAAAGCUCUCCAAUAAACCCUAGUCAUUUGUGAAGUAACUUUUAGCAAAUCAUUCAAUAUUAUAAAUAUAGCAUUUCUUUUUUCUAGUUAUAAUAAUAUUUAUUAUAUUUAAGUGCAAUUUGUACCUUUUAUAGGGGUAUAAAAAAGUAAUAAAGCUAUUUACAAAUUCAAUAUUUUCAUUUAUUAACGAUGCUCCUCUUAAACAAGGUUUGUUGUGUAUGUAUUUAAAAAAACAAAAAUAUUUUACAUAUAUUUUAGGACAGGCACACGAUUCAAUGGAUCCGUAGUAUAUGUAUCUAACUUUUAAAAGUUCCCUAAAGAACAUCUAUUAUAUUAAAGGUGUUAAAAAAGAGAUAUAAAAAUAUAUUAUCUAGCGAUAGCUGACUGACACGAUGUUAUGGAUCUGUUGUAUUUUUAUCUUUGCACUUCCCGAGUUUCUCCAAUUGCUUUAGCAUUUGCGGUCUUGUACAGAGCGCCUUCUUUAUGGCCUCGUCGAGCAGUUGUCGCUGGUAGAAGGGCGGAAUGGGCGUGUCUUCUAGAUGGAACGUGUGCACCCGCCCUGUCGUAUCUCCAACGAAUACGUUGUCUCCCGAUGCGGAGAACUUUAUAUAUGUCAGCACCACGUUAUUGGGGAACGAAUACUCAGCGCACGGCAUGUGAUUCUUGCGACGGAGGUCCCAUAUAGACAACACGUUGCCACUUAUCGAUAUGAUGACUGUAGAAUUUAUCGGGCAGAAAGCGACGCCGUAAACCGCCGACGGACAGUUCAAAGUCAUAAUGACGUCAUCCACGCCCUCCAACCACAACCUGACAGUGUUAUCUGCCCCGCAGGACACCAGCAAACAUUUCAUGAACGGCGAAAAAUCCAUGCUAUAUACGGGCCCUGAAUGUGCCCGGAACACAUCCAUGUGCUGGUUCAAGUAGUGCGUCGAACAUUUGUGUAUACAUCCCUCGUCGCUGCCCACUAUGUAGAUGUGGUCGAUGCUAGGAUGCCACUUCAUGCACAAUGCCGCAGGGUAGCGGGUUAUGGGAACGUCCACCUUCAGACACGGCUUGCCUGACUCUAUUCCUUUCAUCUUACCCUCUACAGUGGACAAGCGCAUCAUAGGAGUACAGAUAAAGUCAUGCGUCUUAGUGUUAAUGAAUUUAUUGAUUCGUCCGUCUUGACACGCGGUCAUAACGUACUCCGUUUUCCCUUCUAACGAGCGCCAGGACGUCACCCAGAUAGGUUCAAAGCAGGGAUUGGUGUCUCGUUUGCUCUGAGCUAUUUGCUUGACAGGAUAAGAUGUAAUAUCCAAUAUGAGGACGUCGCCAUUAGCAAACCCACACGCUAACCAGUUGGGGUUUCUUUCUGAAAAUGACACAGCUGUGAGUGGAUCGUCAAAGCGGUAUAUUCUUUCUGGCUUACAAGGGUUCUUUGUACACCAAAUAGCAACAACGCCAUCGUAAUUCUCGGCAUGCCCGAACUUUCCGUGUCCUACAGCUAUAAUGUUUUCAUUUUUCGGAUUGAACGAUAUGCUGGUAAUCGGACGAUUUAUUGUGUCUUCGCAUUCGAACGUCCACAAUGGUUUCAUUGUGUAAGUGUAUAUCAACUCUAACGACAAUGGAUUCAUUGGAACUAGACCUCGGAACCUUUUUUGUUGCUUUGAAUACUCCAGAGUGGACAGUACACGUUCUGCUAAAAGGACUGCAUCCAUGAAUUCGGCGGUAGGAGCGAUUUCUUCAAAAGUUUUGCCUUUUCUCAAACUAACUUCUUCGGUUUUUAUUUUCUUUUUACGCAACAAUGUCGGUUCCGCUGACUGGUACAGAACCAUUUCGUCUGGUUCUUCUUGGGGUUUGAAUAGCGCUAACCUAGCAUAAGUAUCGUGCAUAUCCCACAUGGACGCGAAUGCCAUGGCGUUUUUCUUCUCCGGUCUAGUCGCAAGAGUAUGCCGAGAUUGGAACACGCUUUCUUUGGUUUGAGUCUCCUCUAUAACCAUUUUUCUGUUUCUGCCUUUACCCACCGUUAUGUAUUGAUAGUAUUCGUUUUCUUCUUCGAUGGCAUUACCUUCGGUCGUCCCCUUGUCAUAUGAAAACGAGGGUAACUCGAACAAGAAUUGGGUUUCGGUCUCUUUAAGCACGACGAAUAUUUCCGGUGGGUAAGACAUGACGGGAUAGAGUUUAGGCAAGUAAAACGCGGAUGGUGCAAUGUCUAAAUCGACGUCCUGUGAUAGAAAUCCCUCCUCGGUAUUGUAUGUGUGAUCGAUAUGGAUGUCGUCAAGGGAGAUCGUGGUGGCGUACACUUUCAUUCCCGUGUCUAUGGCGGAUUUGGUCCUGGAUUUGGAGUCUUUGAGCGCCAAUUCGCUUUUGAUGCGCGCUUUGCUUUCGAAAGCGGCGUGGCUGAACAUACCCUCCAUAGUGACAUACUGGGUGUCCACAAUGUUGUCUGGCGUACAGUCGACCCCGUCCACCACAACUUUGUACAUUUCCCGUUUCUCCAUAAAACUGUGGGUAGUGAGUCUACUGACUUUCGAUGGGGACUCAUCGCAGCUGUUUAGUGAUGUUCUGCAACUACUACGAUCUUUUAUCUCCCGAGAACCUUCACUGACGAGGAUAGACAUUAUUUUUGUUAAUAUAAAUGAUUUAUAUAAGCAAUGUACAGAUAUUUACCUGCUAAACCAGAUAAACUAUGACUUUAGGACUUAAUAACUUUACAAUAAUACCUGCUUAAGUAAACAGAUAGAUGCAGGAAAUAUCAAAUAAAUAUUAUACUUUGUCAUAAUGAUGACAUAAACAGGAAUUGUCAAUAGUACAUGUUUUUUUAUAUUUGGCAACAAAAACAUAUUUAUGAAGUUUGUUGUAGAGGUUCUUCAAUAUUUAUGUUUUUCCAAGCUUUUUCUCUUUUUAGACAUAAGCUAUUCGGUUGUGCAAGUAUAUCACACAUUCGUCGCGCUUGGCGAGAGGUUUUGCUUAGCCAAGCAAGCCAAGCGCACUUCCGCUGUAAAGUACGGCUUCGGAAUUGUAAGUUCAAAGCACUGUUAAAUUAGGGUUCUACAGCUUAGCUUUACGUUUUUUUUAUUCGUUGUUCGUACAUUAUAUAGGUUUUCAGCAAACAAUAUAUUAAUUACAUAAACCUUGAUUUUUAGUUUCGGUCAACUUCUAUCGAUAGAUUUUUAAAUAAAAAAUUUCGGAUUUCUUAGGAAAAUGCUAAUUGAUUCUUUUGAUGAUAAUUGGAAUAAAGGUACACUUGCAUUUCUUUUCAAAAUUAUAACACCUAACUGCCAACGAAACCGAGACUAGAUAUUUCAGUUAGUACUUAUGUGAAAAAACUUCCAACACAUUACACAUUUUUACUUUACCUUAGAGAUACUUACAUGACAUGACAAUUGACUCAAAUAUGUCGGGCAAUCCAUGCCUUUUCCAACCUGCUGUCCUAUUCUGUAAGAUCAAUCUCACUUCUCACAACGGAAUCCAUGUGCGAUUUGAAAGUAGAAUACAAAUCGCACCUCAGGAG
Molecule: messenger RNA, 5094 nt
Organism: Chilo suppressalis (striped riceborer)
Lineage: Eukaryota; Metazoa; Arthropoda; Insecta; Lepidoptera; Crambidae
Source: the annotation of a GenBank genome assembly